AAACAAAGGAAAGGAAUUGCAAGAAAAAUUGGCAUAAAGAAAAGAAACAACGCCUAAAACGGUGCGUUAGAGCGAAGUGCUCGUCGUCGUCGUUCGUCGUGGAUCUGAAUUCUGAAUUGUGAAGUGUGAACCCCUGUGCUUUCUCUGCUCGUUGAUUGGCUUCCACCGGUGUUGAACUGGCUCAUCGAUUCAUCUUCAUCGAGUGAUUCAAGUUCCACACACAAGAUGAUGCUCACAUCCUCGGUGCGUGACUACAUCAACCGCAUCUUGCAGGACAUCUCUGGCAUGAAGGUUCUCAUCCUUGAUUCUCAAACGGUAAGUAUUGUGAGUGUUGUGUAUUCACAGUCAGAGCUUCUUCAGAAAGAAGUGUUUUUGGUAGAGUUGAUAGAUUCCAUUUCCAAGUCAAAUGAAUCAAUGUCGCAUCUCAAGGCCAUUUACUUCCUUCGACCUACAUCAGAGAAUAUCCAGUUUUUGCGCCGCCAGCUUUCUAGUCCCAGAUUUGGAGAGUAUCACUUAUUUUUCUCCAACAUAUUGAAGGACACUCAGAUUCAUUUACUUGCUGAUUCAGAUGAACAGGAAAUUGUCCAGCAAGUUCAGGAGUUCUAUGCAGAUUUUGUUGCAAUUGAUCCUUAUCAUUUCACUUUGCAUGUGCCUACAAGUUAUAUAUAUAUGCUCCCAGCUAUGGUAGAUCCUUCAGCAUUGCAGCGGUUCUGUGACCGGGUUGUUGAUGGUCUUGCAGCUGUUUUUUUGGCAUUAAAAAGAAGACCAGUUAUUAGAUAUCAAAGGACAUCUGAUAUUGCAAAAAGGAUAGCACAAGAAGCAUCUAAACUGAUGUACCAAGAGGAAAGUGGUCUUUUUGAUUUUAGGCGAAUGGAAGUUUCUCCAUUGUUGUUGGUGAUUGACAGGAGGGAUGAUCCUGUAACCCCAUUGCUAAACCAAUGGACCUAUCAGGCUAUGGUUCAUGAAUUGAUAGGAAUCCAAGACAACAAAGUGGACUUGAAAGCCAUUGGUAAAUUUCCGAAGGAUCAGGAGGAGGUUGUGUUGUCAUCUGAGCAAGAUUCCUUUUUCAAAGCUAACAUGUAUGAGAAUUUUGGAGAUAUAGGUAUGAAUAUCAAGCGGAUGGUUGAUGAAUUUCAGCAAGUGGCAAAGAGUAACCAGAACAUCCAAACAAUUGAGGACAUGGCCAAAUUUGUUGAUAAUUACCCUGAGUACAGAAAAAUGCAUGGAAAUGUGACAAAACAUGUGACUUUAGUAACUGAAAUGAGCAAGAUAGUUGGAGAGCGAAAACUUAUGUUAGUUUCACAAACAGAACAGGAAUUGGCUUGCAAUGGAGGGCAAGGGGCUGCUUUUGAGGCAGUGACAAAUCUACUAAACAAUGAAAGCAUAUCAGAUGUGGACCAACUACGUUUGGUCAUGCUGUAUGCUUUACGAUAUGAGAAAGAUAGCCCAGUUCAAUUAAUGCAGCUCUUCAACAAACUGGCUUCCAGAUCUGCCAAGUACAAACCUGGGCUUGUCCAGUUUCUUUUGAAGCAAGCAGGUGUUGACAAGAGAACUGGUGAUCUUUUUGGAAAUCGAGAUCUAAUGAAUAUUGCCCGUAACAUGGCUCGUGGUUUGAAGGGUGUUGAGAAUGUUUACACCCAACACCAGCCACUUCUGUUCCAAGUCAUGGAAAGCAUUGUCAAAGGGCGGUUGAGAGAUGUGGACUACCCAUUUGUUGGAAAUCACUUUCAACAGGGAAGGCCACAGGAAGUGAUCAUCUUCAUUGUUGGUGGGACAACUUAUGAGGAGUCACGGUCUGUUGCUUUACAAAAUGCCAGCAAUACUGGCAUUCGUUUUAUACUCGGCGGCUCUUCUGUUCUUAAUUCUAAAAGGUUUUUAAGGGACUUAGAAGAAGCCCAAAGGGUAGCUCGUUCUAGCACCACCGUUGUUUGAAGUUCAUCCUGACACAUUUUGCAUCUUGAGGGCUAUAUAUAGUUUUAACAGCUUCAGGCUGGGGAUUUCUGCUUUGAACCCAUGUAUAUGUAUUAAAAAAUGUGGCAGAAGGAGCUUGAUGUGCCGUAUUAGACUCAAUCCAUUGUUGUCUCAGAAGACGAUCAUCAACCAUUUGACAGGUUUGGUACUAGUUGGCUCCUUGCCCAUGAAUGCGAUUUGAGAUCAAAGUAUGAGAGCUUCAGAGACAAACCACCAGCCCCUCUCUUUUGUUCGUAGGGGAAAAAGUAGACACUGAUCAUAUAGGUAAAAUGAAAAAACCUUUUUGUGUACUUUUUCAUCAUCAUUUUCGCUGAUGAACUCUAAUGAUUUUAUUGACACUUACUGAUGAAAGGAACAGUUUUGUAUAAUCAUGUAAUGGAUGUCCCAUUCUUUUGUAUACCAGCAUCUCUCUUCCAUUUGUAGAUUUUUAUGGCUCCAUAAUAAGUUCAGGUUGUGAGACGAGUUGUGAUUAAUAUCAUUUUAUUAUACAAUCCACUUGUUGAUGCCAUUUUGUCUCUGUGGAGAAUGUCAUGCAAAGAUCAGUGUACGUCUGCUAUCGUCUUGUUACGCAGCUGAAUUCAUUUUC
Messenger RNA from Abrus precatorius (Indian licorice), 2557 nucleotides. RefSeq names its product vacuolar protein sorting-associated protein 45 homolog. The coding region runs from base 226 to 1932 and encodes 568 amino acids. Gene Ontology annotation, biological process: vesicle-mediated transport; intracellular protein transport. The transcript has 13 exons. The record is from RefSeq and is a predicted model, not a curated record. NCBI's taxonomy places the organism in Eukaryota, Viridiplantae, Streptophyta, Magnoliopsida, Fabales, Fabaceae. Gene Ontology annotation, cellular component: Golgi membrane.